UUCAUUUAUUAUUUGUAGCUGUGUGUCCAGUGGUGUGUAAUCCUGAGAACACAUAUAUAGGAAAGAGAAACUAAGACUUCACAGCACAUGGUAACAAGGAACAAGAGCACUCCCCGUAUCAGUUCAGAGUUUUUGCCACAAUGGAUGAAUAUCAGCAUUUCUUGUUUUUUGAGGCCACAGAGCUGACCGACAGGGAGAAGGACAAGAUCAGGAGACACUUUCAGCAAAGAAGAGACUCUGGAGGAGGGAACUGUGCCACGAUUGAAAAAGUAGGAGGCAACAUUUACAAAGUCAGUUUCAAGGACAAACAAGUCCAAGAAAGAGUUUUGAAGAGAAAAGUUCAUAAAGUUGCUCUCCCUGGUGGAGAACUAUGCCUGACUGUGAGCCAAACCCAUUCUUCAAAGAUCCAGGAUCAGCCCUCAACAAGCCAGUCACAGACCCAUAAUGAAGCGUAUGAACACCUCAGCGCAAAUAUGCACCAAGGAGGUAGAGUGACUGUURCUCUGAAGCCUCAGAUUCAACAGCAGCCAUCUCUGACUGCAGAUCGAAGCUUUCUUAAUACUGGGACCACAGAUAAGCAGUCCGCCUUCCAGUUCCUGGGUCUUUGCAGAGAAGAUGUGGACGAAGCCAUGGAAAAACUGAAGGAUCUGUAUAAGACACAGUGCUCUUCUCACACCUUCAGAAAGGAGGAAGUGGAGGACAUAACUAAGGAAACCAUGUUGGACUUACAGCAGCUGGUGGAGAGUGAGGGGCUUUAUAUGCAAAAGGACAUAAUUGGCAAUCUAACUGUGAAGGGUAUAAAGGAUGGAGUCAACAAAGUUAUUGUUUUAAUUAAUACUGGCAAGCUCAUAGAAAAGGUGAGACUCAAGGAGGAGGACGAGCUGUACACACGUGUGAUGUGGUGCAUCCUGGAACAAAAUGGAAACUGGGAAAGACUUCCCAAAACAGCCAAUCUCAACUUGGAAAAAGGGGAAAUAGCAGGAGGAAUACAGGAUGCRCAGGGAGUCCAGUGGCAGGUGGAUCUACAGAACAUGAAGGCCACAACAUCUGUAACUGGACAGAGAACAAAACUGAAACGACUUGAAAAUUUYCCAGAUUUUGUUUUCCCUCUGUACUGGGACAGCAUGGCUGCUAAUGAGACCAUGAAGAUGGUUGUGCUGAAGCCUUCCUCUCAGGAGUACCAGACAGUYCAGGGGGGCUUUAAUGGAACUGCUAACAACCACAUAAUCAAGAUUGAARGUGUGCAGAACAUACACCUUCGUCGAUCCUACGAGGCUCAGAAGAAGCGUAUGUCCGAUAAAAACAAAUGGACAGCAGGAGCAGGUGAAAAGUCUCUGUACCAUGGAACAACAGGCGACAGCUGUGUCUCAGUCAUGAACACUGGGUUCAACAGACGCUUUGCUGGGAUAAAUGCAACAGCUUUUGGCAAUGGAACCUACUUUGCUGUAAAAGCCAGCUACUCUGCUUAUUACGCCAAACCAGCUGUUGAUGGUUCUCAGCAGAUGUUCGUAGCUCGAGUUCUGACUGGCGUCUACACUCAGGGGCAGAGUGGGAUGAACGUGCCUCCAGUUCGGGACAGCCAGCAGCCUCACGAUCGUUAUGACAGUGUGGUGAACAGAAUGGAUAAUCCCAGCAUGUAUGUUGUUUUCCACGAUGACCAAGCCUAUCCAGACUACCUCAUCACUUUCAAGUGAAAGCGUGGUGAAAUAUUGUUUUUAAGGUUUUCGUUAAGUUCUAAAAGAGUCAAAAUAAAUCAUUUAACAGGAAUCUCUAAAUUACUGUGAACUAAAUAAAAUAA
Molecule: messenger RNA, 1798 nt
Organism: Austrofundulus limnaeus
Lineage: Eukaryota; Metazoa; Chordata; Actinopteri; Cyprinodontiformes; Rivulidae
Product: poly [ADP-ribose] polymerase 14
Exons: 7
Coding region: 141-1694 (517 amino acids)
Biological process (GO): negative regulation of gene expression; protein poly-ADP-ribosylation
Cellular component (GO): cytoplasm; nucleus
Molecular function (GO): NAD+ poly-ADP-ribosyltransferase activity; transcription corepressor activity
Source: RefSeq, a predicted model, not a curated record